Messenger RNA from Topomyia yanbarensis, 6125 nucleotides. RefSeq lists its product as uncharacterized. Lineage: Eukaryota; Metazoa; Arthropoda; Insecta; Diptera; Culicidae. The record is from RefSeq and is a predicted model, not a curated record. Bases 441 to 743 code for a protein of 100 amino acids. The transcript has 7 exons.
GGGUCUCGUGCUUAGCCGAUAAAGUGUUUAGUGUACUGAUAAGUGCGUUGAAGUGUAAACAACUAAAUAUUGGCAGGAAAGCAAUUCUACCUAAACCUUUUUGGACGUCGGAUUCAUCGCAAGAUUUUACAUCAAAAACGGAGAACAAACUGGAUUACGACAGUCAGCAUGACCAACAGUCACAGCACAGUCAGGACGUCCCAGAAUGGGAUACUGGCUGGGCGGAAGGACCGGAAAAGGUGAUCGUAGAGGUUCGUGAGACGGCGACUGAUUCAUUUGAUCUGCUAGAAACAAGCACUGUAUAUAAUUCCACUGAAGUUUUAGAGGGAACUGGACCAAGCAUAGUUGUAAGACCAGAAGAAGCACUUAUUGUAAUUUUUGUACUUAUACUAUGGAUAGGUGCAAUCGGUCUCUUUUUCCACCGUUGGGGAAAGAUUCGAAUGCUAGAACCUUAUCAGCCAAAGUUCAUCCAGCAGCAUCGAGGUUCCUGUCCGUUAGUGGACCUGGAUCUGGAUUUACCACCCGUACCACAGAGAUCAUCAUUGUCCAAAAUGUCCUUGGGUCUGCAAUCAACAAUGACGUCUGUUUGCUCCGGAGGAUAUCCCGGAUAUAUUCGACCACGACAAAAUUCCGUUUUCGUCGGCCCGCACGUAUUUUCUCCUCCACAACCACCGCGGAAAACACGUUCCGCCGUCGAUAUCCACUCGAUGAUACUAAGCGAAGGCGAAAUGGAGGCGGUCUAGUUGCUCCACUUAUUUCCUAGUCCAGCCUCCUUCCUACCAACCAACCAACCUACCAACAGUCACAAAGAACGGAAGAUGCAUCCUACAAAACAAACUCAAUAUUUUUAUAUCGCGAUAUAUACAUAUUUACAUCUCGAUUUAUUUUUGUACGAAAGACGUACCGGGAAAUCGAAGAAAUGAAAACAGUAAUCGUAAACACAGUUCACCCUCGUUGAAUAUUGCUAAACAGUAGAUCAAUUUCUCUCAUAUUUGAAGUGUUGUUUAUACUCGUACCGUUUUACGACCAAACUAGACGUUGUUUCUCAAAACUAGCAUGUGUGGAUUUGAAUAGACUAAACGGGUUAUACUUAUAUAAAAUUCAUACAGCAUACCAUUUAUGAUAUACUGAGAGAAAGGAAUUCUAAAUAAAGCCUAUAAAUAACUGAGAAACAAGAUAAUGCAAUAUACAGCAUUUGUGCAAACUAUGAUUAUACACUACCCAUCUCAUUUCUCUCGAUAUAUGUUUUCGUUCUGGUUCUGGUUGCUUGUUGGAACGCAUCCAAUGCAACUACUCAUUAGUCAACGAACGUACGUACGUUCACGAUUGUUUUAUAGCCAACCGCCAAAAGUCAAUUGUUAGGGAGAAUGAUACAUAUUUUUGAACAAGUCUGACAACUAGACUUUUUUUUAUUUUACUAUUAAUUAAUUGGAAUUGUGGCGGCUCAAGCGGAAUUCGCGGCGCGGUAGUAAAGAAUUCGAAACGGUUUUCGGGAUUAAAACUAUUUAUUGCUCGUAGCGUGUAGCGUGUUCUACGUAUCAAAUUACUCUGGUGGUUUUCUUUCUAGUGUUGUUUGUGUACGUAUGUUCCUCGAUACCGAGGGGAGAUCUGAUGCCACAGAGCCCCCCAGUUACACCAAGAAUCGCACACGAUAACCGGAUGGGGUAACUAUCGUUCUGCUGCCAUCUGAUGGGAGUUGAUCUUCAUUUAGGUAGACGUAAGUUUGAGGCGAUCUAGUGAAAUUCUUUGGCUUUUUCCUCUAAAGUUGAAAUUCAAAAACUUGUCGCUUCGUGACAACACUUCGAAUGGUCCAUCGUUUUGCCUCUGCAAUAAUUUUUUAACGACAUCGAAUCGGAUGAAAACAUGAGUGCACUUUUUCAGAUUCAAAAAAAAUCCCUUAGAAUGGGAUAUAGUUUGGAUGGACUUAAGAUUAUCGAAUAUGCGAUGAAGUAAAUUUGAAAACUCCAUACGGUAUACUGUUUUUGGCUCAUCAAGGAAUUCACCAGGCACACGCAAGGUUUGGCCAUAUGCCAGAUUGGAUGCUGAACAUUUAUGGUCUUCUCUAUAAGCUGUACUGAUUGCAGUAAUGUUAAAGGUAAGCGAAAGCACCAGCUUCCUAGUGCUCCAAAUCCCACCGUGUGCGAUACCAUGGAAAUGUUCCAACACUGUUCUGCGAUGUUGUUUUAGAACGAAUGGGCGAACGAGAUUAGGUAUGGAGGUGUCGCUCACAGUAGAACUGUUUAGAUGAUUUGGGUAGUAUUUUUGGUACUAAUUUCAACGACGCUUUCAUUGAACUUUCUAGACCAACAACGUCUGGAUCGUCUGUUUGAUCAAGAGCCAUUUUAUGAUAGUCCACUGGAGAUGGUAGAGUAAUUUCAUGCACACGUGACAGAGGAUCGGCAACAACAUUUUUUGUUCCACUGAUGUGUCGAAUGUCAGUAGUGAACGGAGAUAUGUAUUGCAACGCUCGUUCAUCAUGCGGAAGUCGACAAGAUGAAUUUGUAGUUAAAGCGUGUACUAGUGGAUUGUGGUCCGUAAAAAUCGUAAAAACUCGCCCUUCGAGCAUGUACUGGAAGUAUAUUACCGCCGUCUUCAUGGCCAUUAAUUCUCUUCGAAAUAUGGAAUACUUACACUGUGCUGCUGCACACUUUUCUGAGAAAAAAACCCUAGUGGUUGCCUGAACCCGUUUACGUUCUGCUGCAUUGUGGCGCCCACGGAAGAAUUCGAAGCGUCGAUCAUCAGGGAUAGAGGUUUUCGUGGGUCGGAAUAAUAAAACAGUGUCGCGUCGACUAUGGCGUGUUUGCACCGAUCAAAAGCGAUGGACAUUUCGUCGGUCCAUUCGAUUUUACGUGUGUCGUUCUUCUUGUUUCCCACUAUGAGAUUCCGCAAGGCCGUUUGCAUGUCGGUUGCAUGUGCAAUGAAUCGUUUGUAUAUGUUCACGAGAGCGAGAAUUCCUUGAUGAUUUGAGGCUGGUCGUAACGCAUUACUGCAACCACGCGAUCUGGCAACGGACGAAUUCCAUCCUGAUCGAUGACGUAGCCAAGAAACUCAACAUUUUUAGAGCGAAUUUACAUUUGGGAAGGUUAAUGACCAGACCGUUGGUUUUAAGACGUUUGAAAACAAUGCGCAUGUACUGAAGAUGUUUCUCGGAGGACACAGAUGCGAUGUACAUGUCGUUGAAAACGACCAAACGACCACAAAAUCUAAAUCUGAAAAUUCUGUGCUGCGUUGCAUAGCACGAAUUGCAUCCUGGUAAUUUCAAAUGGACCAAACCGCAUAAUGAUUGAUGUUUUGUGUACAUGGUCGUCCUCAUAGGGGAUCUGGUGAUAUGCUCGAUGGUACUGAAAAAUGACUUACCGCGAAAGGCGUUAAGCAGGUCAUGUAUAUGGGGGACGGGAUACCUAUCGGAUAUACACACUAAAUUUUGUUUGCCGAGUAUCAGCAAAAUUUUGCUGAAUUUUGCCUUGCUGAAAUAUCAGCAAUAGUCUCAGCAAAAAAAAUUUCGCUGAAAUAACAGCAAUUUAAAACUGUCAAAAUUUGCUGAACUGUCAGUUUGAUUUGCUGGAACUCAGCAAAAUUGCCAUUCUUUCACUGAUUGUUUCAGCAAUCGAAACCUAUACAUUUGCUGAUUUUCGUCAACAGAAUGGGCUUUACUAAAAAUCAGCGAAACAAAAAUUGCAAAGCUGAACUCUUAGCAAAUCCUGUUUUGCUGAAAAGUUUCAGCAAAAUAUUUUGCUGAAACAAAAUACAAAAAAUUGGUGUGUAGUAACACUGUUCAGGCGACGGUAGUCCCCUACGAAACGAAGUUGACAAUUUUUCUUUGGUACACAAUGGAGAGGACUCGCCCUACUACUGCUCGAUUGACGACAUAUUCCGAGCUCCAUCAUCAGCUGGAACUCCUUUCUAGCAGCUACUAGUUUAUUUGGUGACAUCCGUCGGACUUUACUGGUCAUCGGUGGUCCUUUCGUUGUAAUAUGGUGCGUGACGCUGAGUACGCAUUGUUGGUGGCCGGGUGAUUGCUUGAAAUUCUUCCAAUAAAUCUCGAAACGGAUGACAAACGCCGAGUAUCAACGGUUGUGCAACACGUGGAAUCGACGAGGCGUCGAUAUUUCAAGUUCACGAUGAAUGCGAAAAACGAUAAUAAAUCAGCCCAAUGAUAGCCGCGCUUACGUCAGCAACGAGGCCAUUCCAGAAAAAAAUUCUUCUCAAACCGAGGUCUGUUUGUAGAAAUCGGGUGUUGUAUGUUUCGAUGUCGCAGCUGUUGGCAGCAUGAAGGAGAAAGAAGGAUGGUUUUUGUUGUCUGUCCUUUGUAGUAGCCGGAAUGAUCGAUACGUCGGAGCCAGUGUCGAUCAAAAAACGGACGUUGUUUACUCGAUCGAAAAUCAUUGAACAUCAGCUUUCCUCAUUCGUGCCCACUCCUGCCCAAGGAGUUUUUAUUCUCAGGUGAUACGAUCCUCAAAAAUGCCGAUCAGCCAUGUUGGUUUUAGAAACGACAGCUAACAACAUUUUUUAGGGGAGACGAGCCCUUAUUCAUUUCAUUAGUCGGGAUAUCACACUCUUUCGCGGAUAACUCGGCUUUCAGUGAUUGGAAUGCUCUUAAAUCGGUAUCAACAUCUUUGCUUCGUUCCUAAGAAGCAGUACAAUAAAAAAUCUCGCCUGGAAAAUGUAAAAUACUCCCGUUUGAGCGAAGCGAAAAGUCGAGUACAACACACCCUUAUUCGUCCUACCAUUUGAGCCAAUGCGUUGAAUAGAGAGAGCAGAUACUGCUCUAACUAAUGUGUUCAAAUGGGUAGGAUGAAUAGAGGUGCUAAGAUGAUUUAGAGCACAGUAACCCUACUAGCUCUCUCCAUAUGUUUGCUUGGAUUUCAGUGGGUAAACAAAGUUGUUCGCUGUCAUUUUUCUUCCCCGCAGUCUGCUGCACGCUUACCUCACUCCUCACCUAGUUACUGCCAAAGAUGAAUCACCUUAGAACUCUAAGCACCUUGCUCCUGCCGAUUGGAGCGAGCGAACCUCUAGUUUUUGGACGGACCGCGGAAAACUGCAGGGGUCGCGACACUGGCGAUCGUUAUUACCGUACUUCCUGUGGUACCAACACAGCUCACUGUUUACAUUUUCGUGAGCUCUCGAUACGCAACGGCUUCUGUCACUUCUGUUGACAUUUGACGUUUUUAAUUUUCGGAUCUUAGCUGUCAAGAAAGCGAUCUGUUCGUUUAGCUCGUCUCGUCUGGGUACGGAUCCUGCUACGCUCAAGCAUUUUGUCGGCCAUUUUGCCAGUUUCAAUAGUUCCGUCAUGAAUAGCCAAAACGGCUUUGACAUUUGCCGGGAGACGCUACAGGAAAAGCAUUUUCAUCAAGUUUUCAUCGACAUUAAACCCGGCUACAAGGUCCUGUAACUUGGCCAGCAAGUGUGUACGUCUUGGUAUAGGUUUAAUAUGGUCGCAACUGUUUAAAAAAUCGGUCCUUAAUCGUUUGGUACUUUCCUGGUUGCGGAGGGUUUGCGACAGGGUCAGAAAUAUGGCAGAGAACGUGAUCCACCUUCGCUAUUAUGUGAAAUAGUUUCGUUUCUUCUCGCGUGACGCCUGCAAAGACUAAUUGAGCUUCGGCUUGGGCAAACAACAUUGCCGGAUCGGUCCUUAAGAAAUCUGGUAAUUUGUCCGCUACGCAAGCGUCUGUUUAAUGGUUUUCUUCCAUUGUUCGGUAGAAGCUCAAGAGUGGCGAAUGAGCGAGACGCUGGCGAAAAUAUUUCGAUUCGGCCUUCCUUUUUUCUCGGUGAAAACAACACAAACUGCACUACGAAAACGGAAAUCGCCCUGGGGUCACUACUGUGGCGGUUCAAGAGGAAUUCGCGGCACGGUAAUAAAGAAUUCGAAACGGUUUUCGGGAUUAAAGCUUUUUAUUGCGAGGAACGUGUAGCGCGAUCUACGUAUCGAUGUCGAGGGGAUAUCCGAUGCCACAGUAUAUUCUCCAAUCAGAAUAUGAGGUAUUAAACCAAGCUUUUGUAUCUGUCAUAAGCUCAAAUUAAAUAAAUAUUAAAAUAUAUUUGGAAUGCAUAUUUUGUUUCUAAGGUCUGGUAGGUUAAAUACAAAUCAAUUAUCUAUCCCCCAUAUAUAAGUAAUAAUUGUUGAC